Heteronotia binoei (common prickly gecko) is the source of this 537-nucleotide messenger RNA. RefSeq names its product anti-apoptotic protein NR13-like. Bases 1 to 537 code for a protein of 178 amino acids. Gene Ontology annotation, biological process: intrinsic apoptotic signaling pathway in response to DNA damage; extrinsic apoptotic signaling pathway in absence of ligand; regulation of apoptotic process. The record is from RefSeq and is a predicted model, not a curated record. The transcript has a single exon. Gene Ontology annotation, molecular function: protein heterodimerization activity; protein homodimerization activity. NCBI's taxonomy places the organism in Eukaryota, Metazoa, Chordata, Lepidosauria, Squamata, Gekkonidae. Gene Ontology annotation, cellular component: mitochondrial outer membrane.
AUGCUGAGCAAUCUAACAGUCGACACAAUGAGGCUGGUUGUUGAUUACUUGCAGCACUACCUGAGUGGUUCUGCGCUGUCUCACAGCCACAUGGCCAGGACCCUGUGGAGAGUGGCUGACAAGCUGGAGAGCCAUGAGAAGACGUUCUUUCACUCGAUUUGCUGCACAGAUAUCUUGCUGGAGUCCAGUAGGGCAGCCGCCCACUUGACCUGUGUGGCAGUGCAGAUGGAAUCUGAUGGUGGGCUUAACUGGGGCCAAGUAGUGGCACUGUUUGUGUUCAAUAGCACCUUGGCAACAGCGCUGACUGAGCGGGAGGCCCACGAGGAGAUCGGCAGCCUGACAGAGGUAUUGGUCAUCUAUCUGUCUGUGGAGAAGCGUGAGUGGCUGGAGGCACACGGUGGCUGGAAUGGGUUCUACCACUACUUCAACAAACUCGAUUCUGAUUCAAUCAACUGGUACGAUACUAAAAGCAACACUAUCAUAGCGACUGCAGGAUUUCUCCUAGCAGGAUUGGUUUUCCUCUUGGCUGUGCGAUAA